UAAAAAAUCUUUACACCUUGAAUAAAAAUUCUCCAGUAGGCGGCGCUGGGAACCAACUUCGGUGGACUUCGCGUGAAGCCGAACAUUUCCGAUUGAUAAGCACGUGCUUUACCGGGAAAAGUUUGUUUACAUUUUGUGAUAAGAAAAUGUUUAUCGAUUAAAAUUCAUUUUUGAGGCUUUUAGAAAAGUUUUUUAUUAUUCAUAUGUGAAAAAUUUGCAUUUACAAUGUGAAAAUGAAAUAUUUGUGAGAAAAUAAUAAAGAAAACUUACUAAAAACAGAGAGGACAAAGGAAGAAAGUUUGACAUUAAAGAUUUUUGGAGAAAAUUUGAAGGAUUUCUUGUGAUUUAUCACCUUAAUUAAGUUGAUAAACAUGAAAAGAAUUUGUCGGAAGUAUAGUUCCUUUAAAACGGAAGUUCUUCCGGGAACAAAGAAGAAAAUUUACAAGAAAAAUGUGGAGAAAACAGUACCCGUUAAGGAAGUGAAGCAACAAAAUGAAUUCCGGCAGAAUCCAGUGAAGAUUCAGAUGCUAUCAAGAUCUCUGUACAAUCAGGUCUUCAGAAAUACUCCAGAAGAAAAGCCUCCGGAUGAUUUGAUGGUCAACAAAUGGAUCUCUGAGCUUCACAAGUUUGGAAUUGACUUGGACAGCACAGAGAAGCUCCCAGAUGUGGCACUGAAGCUACCAAAGUUCAGAGGAAAAGAUUUGGAGGAGCAUUUUGAGGUGAUAGCCAGAGAGCAGAGUCAGCCGUAUAGAGAUCUCAUUGAAUCCCUGCUUGGGAAUGUACCUACGAUGCCUAAGUCCUGGUCCACUGUCCCAGGAUGGACUGCAUACGAUCCUGAAACGGGAGAACAUCGAUCUGUUCCCUUUCCCGCGGAGGAAGCUCUUGUUUUUGAUGUGGAAGUUUGCAUGAAGGCAGGAAGUAGUCCAACGUUGGCUUGUGCCGUUGGCAGGAAGUGCUGGUACUCCUGGACAAGUAGGGCACUUUGUGAAGGAUCUUCUGGGCAUGUAGAUGGGACAAAGUAUGAAGUUGAAGAUCUUAUUCCGCUUGAAUCAAAGACAGAGGAGGGAUUCUUCGCAUCUCCAGAAGCUUUCCGGACGCCUAGAAUUAUUGUGGGGCACAAUGUAUCCUUCGAUAGGGCUCGUGUGAAGGAGCAGUACUGGAUUGAGCAGACAGGGAUGCGUUUUCUGGACACAAUGUCCCUCCAUGUGUGCGUCAGUGGUGUUACGAGCUACCAGCGAGCGAUGCUGAAGAGCAGCAAGGAAUUGUCCGAUGAAGACAGCAUUUGGAGCAGUCAGAGCUCACUCAAUAGCCUGUCAGAAGUUUACAAACUCUACUGCGAUGGGGGAGAGCUGAAGAAAGAUGAGCGGGAGCUGUUUAUGGAGGGAUCAAUGGAAGAUAUUCGCAGCAAUUUCCAGGAUUUGAUGACCUACUGCGCCAGGGAUGUUGUAGCAACACACAAUGUUCUCAGCAAACUAUUCCCAAUGUUUUCCGAGAGAUUCCCUCAUCCAGCCACACUGGCUGGCAUGCUGGAGCUCGGAUCUGCUUACCUGCCCAUCAAUUCCAAUUGGAAUCGAUACAUCUCCGAAGCUAAUCUCACCUACGAGGAUCUGGACAUUGAGGCAAAACACUUGCUAGCCCGUCGAGCAGAUCAAGCUUGUAAAUUGAUGCACAAUAAAGCUUAUCAGAAAGAUUUGUGGAUGUGGGAUCAAGAUUGGAGUACGCAGGAGCUGAAGAUGAAGAAAAAACCCUCACAGAGUACUUCAAAAUCUGAGGAGGAAGAGCAAGACAAUGAGAUGACAGAGGAAGAGAUAAAGCUACGAGAGAAAUUCUCAAAUCUCUACGCAAUGAAGGAUUAUCUCCCAGCAAGGAGGCCUCUUCUUCCAGGCUACCCGGAAUGGUAUCGGAAGCUCUGUGACAAGCCCACUGUUGAAGAUUGGUCUCCAGGAGCUAAGAAUAUCGGAACAGGGAUGCAGGUGGCACCGAAACUUCUCUCCCUCUGCUGGGAAGGCUUUCCUUUGCACUUUAUCCGCGGGAAAGGAUGGGGCUUCCUCGUGCCGCACAAAAAGGAGCGCGAUGGCAGCGAAUCUGGGGAUAUUCCUCUCGAGGAGCUCGUUCAGAUGUGCCCAGUGAUUGAGAGUAUCUCAGAAGCAUCUCCACGAGAGAGUAGCGAUGCCAUGAAUGUGCUGUGGAAGGAUGUUGAGUCGUCGAUAAGUCGCAAAGAUUUCUACCGGAAGAAGAGGAAGGAUAAAACUGAAGGAGUCUACACGGGAACAGGAGUCUGGUGCAAUCAGGACAUUGAGAAUUGUUGCUGGUUCUUCAAACUCCCGCACAAAGAUGGAGUUUCACAUCGCGUUGGGAAUCCUCUGGCAAAGGAUUUCAUUAAUAAAUUCUCCGAAAAUGUUCUCUCAGGCGAUGGAGCCACAGCAAGGAGAGUCAUUGAGAUUGCAAAGAUGCUGUCGUACUGGCGGAACAAUCGUGAUCGUAUUAAUGGCCAAAUUGUCGUUUGGCUGCCGCAAGAUCAACUUCCGGAACAUUUGAGGAGCUCUGGAGGGGAUUUCGGUGCCAUUGUACCGCAAGUUGUGGUCUGUGGGACACUCACAAGACGCGCCAUGGAGCCCACAUGGAUGACAGCCAGCAAUGCCCAACCAGAUCGUGUUGGUUCUGAAUUGAGAGCAAUGGUCCAAGCGCCACCGGGAUAUCGCAUCGUGGGAGCAGAUGUUGAUUCUCAGGAACUUUGGAUUGCUUCCGUGCUGGGAGAUGCCGGUGUGGGUACGCACGGGGUGUCUCCACUCGGUUGGAUGACCCUCAACGGGACCAAAGCCACCGGAAGUGACAUGCACAGUGUCACUGCGAAAGCUGUUGGGAUCUCCCGGGAUCACGCCAAGGUGAUAAACUAUGCGAGAAUCUACGGAGCUGGACAGAACUUUGCCGAAAGGCUCCUUAAGCAAUUCAAUCCCACAAUUUCCGACGGGGAGGCCCGCUCCAAGGCACAGAAGAUGUUCCAACUGACCAAAGGGAAGAAAAACUACUACCUCAGGGAAGAAUUUCACGAGAACUUCCCGGAAAACCCCCGGAGAGGCUUCAGCAUGUAUGAAGCUAUGAAGAUGGUGGCUGCAACGAGGACGCCCAUAUCGGAGAUGUUCUAUCGCGCACGGUGGGAAGGUGGCUCUGAGAGUGCCAUGUUCAAUCGCCUGGAAGAGAUUGCUGGAACUGCAGAACCUGUCACGCCAUUCCUCCGUGGACGUCUCAGUCGUGCAUUAGAGCCAGCUGCUGGCGGCACGGAUGAUCGCUUCCUACCCACACGGGUUAACUGGGUGGUUCAGAGUGGAGCUGUGGACUUCCUUCACUUGAUGCUGGUCUCCAUGCGAUGGCUAAUGGGGCAUCAGGUGCGCUUCUGCCUCAGUUUUCACGAUGAAAUCCGCUACCUCGUGCCGCAGGAGAAUGCCUAUCGUGCAGCUCUGGCCAUGCACGUCACGAAUCUUCUCACCAGGGCCUUCUGUGUGCGUCGCAUUGGCCUCACUGACCUCCCCCAAUCAAUUGCUUUCUUUGCAUCCGUCGAAGUUGACUCUGUGCUGCGGAAGGAAGCUUCCCAAGAUUGCAAAACACCCUCAAAUCCCCAUGGGCUCAGUGGGGGCUACGGAAUCCCCCCAGGAGAGUCCCUCGACAUUCAUCAGGCUAUCACCAAAGCCCAAGGAAAUGAUCUCUCCGCGUGGGAGUGGCACAGAGAAACUCCCAAAUCUUCUAAGAAAUGAAUCAAUUUCUACCUCAAUCCCUUUUUGCCAAAAUUAAUUAAAAGUUUUAAUAUUUUUUCUACAAAAUCACAGUUUAUUUAAGCAGCAAAGAAAUAAAUUACAAAAUAAAUGAAAAGUCUUCCCAAAAAAA
This is a messenger RNA of Lutzomyia longipalpis, 3882 nucleotides long. RefSeq names its product DNA polymerase subunit gamma-1, mitochondrial (gene tam). NCBI's taxonomy places the organism in Eukaryota, Metazoa, Arthropoda, Insecta, Diptera, Psychodidae. Gene Ontology annotation, cellular component: mitochondrion; gamma DNA polymerase complex. The transcript has 3 exons. The record is from RefSeq and is a predicted model, not a curated record. Gene Ontology annotation, molecular function: DNA-directed DNA polymerase activity; DNA binding; 3'-5' exonuclease activity. Gene Ontology annotation, biological process: mitochondrial DNA replication. Bases 372 to 3752 code for a protein of 1126 amino acids.